AUGGCAUUUUCCUUCCACCAAGCGAUAGAUAAUCAUAUUUUGAAUCUUUUCGAUGUAACUUUAGUUUCGUAGCUUCGUCUAUACGUGUGCUUCUAUGUUGAUUCUAUGUGUUAUCCUCUUCAUUUUCUGAUUUAUUCAAAUUGUAUGUUGUCUGAAAAAGCAUCCGAAAUCACCUCUGGCAACUCAUUUUGAUUCAUUUUGAAGAAAAAUGAGCCCAUCUACCAAUCCCCAACGUCACUGUGAUUAUUUCCCAAAAUUUCCCUUUUUUGGUUGUUUUUUUUUUCGUCUUUACUUCUGAUGUCAAUCAACUUUUUGGUCACGCUGGGGCAAAAUUGCCUCGGCGUUUGACUUUUUGCGAUAGUAAACCUUUGCUUCGUUUUUUAGAAGUUUUCAAAGAAAGAGAUUCGACGGAGUUUCCAUUCAUUAUUUUUCUUGAGGCGUGUGGUCUACUGUUUUGGACGCAAUGUAGACGAUACACUGGAUUUCCCGCGCAAAGGUUAAUUUGUGACUGAACCAUUCUAAAAAAAAAAGAAAAUCGUGUAUUUCAUUUUAUAAUGUGCGUUUUAACAAGUGCUUAAAAUUUUUUCAGAAGAUUCUUGUUUUUUGGAUCGUCUUUUGGGUCCACAAGUAGAUAUAUCUCAUUUUUAGUGGACCUAAGAUUCAGUUCUAGUUCAGUUUUCCCAAAAAAGCCCAAUUUUACAUGAAUCCAUUGACGAUAAACAGAAAAAAAAUACCUGAAAAAAAGGACGGCAUAGUGCAAAAAAAGUAUUUCGAUAAUGGGAAAAAAAUAAUGAAAAAAAGAUUUGUUUCGUGUGGUCCGAUAAUGUUUGAUUUUUCAUUUUUAUUUUUUUAUUUAUAUGAAUUAAUUUGAAGGAAAAUCUGGACGCUCACACGAUUAAAGAUCCAAAAAAAAUUCAUCUUUUUGGUUCGAGGAAUGUAUCCUUUGUCGUGCCUUCCAAAUUUCAAGACAAUUUUCUCUCAUUUUUUAAGUUUUUUUCGGGAUUGGAAACAACUAUUCAAUUCAGAAAAACAUGGUAUGACAUGCAUAUUCGGUGCUCUUUACUGUUAAAUUCUGCACGCAGUCGUCGUUCUGUGACGUUUCAGCGACAUGGAAGUUUAUAUCAGAGGCUGAAAGAUUUCAUUUUUCACGGUAUUUUUUUAUUUCUUUGUGGGUUAAUAAAAAAAGCUAUGAAGCUUAAAAAUCAGAAAAUUUGAAUUUUUAUUCAAAAAAAUUUGAUGGAAAAAAAUCAGAAAUUUUUUUAAAAAAAUAGCCGACUUGUGCCAGAUUUUUUUGGAAGGCCUGCUGGUCGUUUUCACAAUAAUUUUGAGUUUCCGAGGUUAACUACGUUUCUUGUGAUCAUCUUGCCGAUCAAAAAAUUAUUGCAGGAAAUAUUUUUGCAUUUCUUUUAUGUUUUUUGCAGGAAGAAGGGGCCAAUUUUUGAUGAAAAUUUGGUUCGACGAGCCCACCAAUGGGACAAGAUCGAUAGCGGCAAAUAUACUUUGAUUUAUCGCGAUCUUGGUAAUUUUUUUCAUCUUUUUAGCAUAAGGAAAGUCGUUCAAAGCUUCAAAAAUUUUUUUGAAUACUGUGUGAAGAAAUUUUUAGCUUACGAUAUUUUGUAAGUAGGUUUUUUUGCGUUUUGAAGCUUAAUUUCUAAAAAAAUUAAAACUUUUGCAUGAUGAAUCUUUCAAAAAUAUUAUAAUAGUGCAUUUAGAAGCGUUUUUUUUACAAAAUUUCAAGUCAUUUUGAAGUUCCGAGUAAAAUGAAUAUCCUUGUCAAAAGUUCAUUACUUUUCGUCAAAUUUUGUGAACAUUCAACGAAAUUUUAACCUUUGAAAAGCCUUUUUUCGCUAGAAAUGUAUGUUUUAAAUUGAGCAGUCUUUUUACAGGUGCUUCGAGAUCGUUUUUCAUGAUCGGAGCGUUUGUCCCGUGCUUUCUGGUGGGAACUGCAGUGGCCGUCGCGGAUUUCCUGAAGAACGAAGAGAGGGAUCGGCUGAAAAAUCGUCCAAAAGCUGACAAUCGAUGCGAAAGAGGUUUGUUUUUCCCGAACUUUAAGGUUUAAAAUUUAAUAAUUAAGUUUUUUUGAAAGAAAGAUAACGUUUUUAAGAGACGGUAAUUCUAGUUUCCUGAAGUCGUUUAAGUUUAUUUUUUUGAUUUUUUUAAUAUGGUAUAAAAAUAAAUUUAUAUCAAAAGGAAAUCUGGAUAUUCAAGACUCAACAGAAAUCCAAAUAAUUACAUUGAAAGAUCUUAAAAAAAUUAAUUAUUUUUUUGCUUUUUUUCAUAGAAAAUCAAGCACAUGGUCAACCAAAAAUUUAAAAUUUGAGCCGGAUUUUUCAAAAACUUAUUUAUAUCGUCAAAAUUCAUUGUCAUUUACUGUGAGCAGCCUUUUUUUCUCGGAAAAAGAUUAGUGUAGAUUUUACAAUCAAGUAUUUAUUUGAGACAUAAUAUUUCGGUACAAGAAACCAAUCUGAAUCCUGCGAACAAAACUUAAUAAAUCGACAUACGAUGCAGCAGAUUAUAUAAAUUAAAGUGCUCUAGAAGAUCAAUUUUUUUAAAAAAAGAUAUCCACAAGUUUUUUUUUUUCAAUAAUUGUCCUUUUUAAAAUGUGGUUGAGAGCUUUCUGAACAUAUAAUCAUUGUUUAUUUCUAAAAAUACGAAAAAAGCAAAUUCUCGGUAUGAAAAAAAUGAUCAGCGAAUUUUUGAACGGCGACGUUUUACGAUUUUUUUCAUAUCGCCAAGGAGUUUUCCGACUUUUUUCCCUUAGAUUUUUCUGUUUAUAAAAGAUCUAUCAGCAUUUUUUCUUAUUUCUUUGUGUUUCGAUCAUGAGUCAACUACCUACUUUAUAAAAGAAGAUUCAAAACGACGAUUUUAUGGAGAAAAAGUCGGAAAAGGAUUCGUCGGAAACUUUCUCGUCGAAAAGUCCCCUAGCAAUAUGAGAAAAAUCGGAAAAGUCACCGUUCCAGUUUUUGCUGGUCUUUUUUUUAUACCACAAAAUUCUCAGCUGGGAUCUCUAGUCGCUGUGCCACUUUUCGCCGUUCUCUGCGUCGUGGCCCUUUUGACGCGACUUCAACAACUGCGACUACUGCGAAUUUAUCAGAACAAGGAAAAUGUCGCCGAGUUCGUCGCCGUCCGCUCCAAAUUCAUCGUCGGAACGGAAAAGGUCCGUUUUUUUUGUUAACAAAACUUCUGAAAAUCGAAGCGAAUUUCCCAGGUUCAUGGUUUAUUUCAAUAAAAUGUUCUUUACCAAAAUCUGAAUUUAGGGAAACUCAUUAUGUAGUUUUUGCGUAUUUCUCUUUUUCAAAAAUUUUUCCUUCUUAAAAACUUGAGAUUUCGGUGAAUAGUUAGCUCAAUAAGGAUAGGCUUUUUUUAAGGAUUUCUUUAAAUUUUUCCUUUUUUUCCUUUCUUCUCCAUGUUUUUCGUCGUACUUUGAUUAUUUUGUGAAGUAAGUGGAAAGUUGAGUUUUCGAACUUUUUUCAGUGAUCAUUUGUUUGCAAUUUCAAAUUUUCCAAUAAAUUGAGGUUCAGUUUUUUUAUUUCAAGUUUAUGGAAUUUGAAUUAGAAUUUUGGUAAACUAUGUUUUUUUAAAUUUUUUUAAUUGAAAAAUUUUUUUUGGUCAUGUAUAACCUGUUCUCAGUUCAUUUCAUUUUUUUUUGGAAAAUUAAGAUAAAUACCAGAAUUUAAGAGAAGAAUAUGAGGUAAAAGUGAAAGUUGACCGUUGAGAAAUGAGCGUUAUUGUUGGUUUUUAUAUCAAUAUUAAAAAAAUUCAACGAUAGAUUGAUUCAAAAAGUAUUCCCAAAUUGCGUCCUUAUUACCAAGAAUUUCCUCCUCAAAUCCUUGUUUUCAAAAAAAUACGAUCGACGAACCCUUUGUACAUUUUGAACCGACCAAACUAGUAAAAGGCAAAAAUCGCAGUUAUUUUUAAUGAUAAGGAUGACUUUCAUCAAAAUUUGAAAUGAACACCUUUUUCACUUGGAGAGGAACAGACUACUUUUCAAGGCCGCCGACCCCCUCCAAGAUUUUUUAAAUUAAAGCUAAUACUACCUCCCUGAGCUUGAAACUUGAUUUUAUUCCCUGAUUUUCCAAAAAUUUUGUGAACCAACCCCUCCUCCCCGGCUGAAUGAGUACUGAACUUGCCCAUCUAUGUUCUUGAGUGCGACUGAAGAUUUUCUUAAAUUACAAUUAUUUUUUGUGAUACUUAUUUCAAAAUUUUUCAGAUGCACUUCAAUAGGGAGCUCUCCGUCGGCUGUUAUAUGGCCGAUGAAAGUCGUUCCGAGGGCUUCAGAAUCUUGUUCCAGUUCCUUUUCGGUAAUGUUCAGGUAAACUCCACCUUUUGCGUGUUUCCAUUCAUUUUUCCUCCAGAUUGACAAAAGCCGAUUCCUCAUUGAUGACGGCAUGUUCCGCGCCAACAAUUACAGGUUUCCAGAGAAUUUCCGCACAUUUCCAUUCAUUUUUCAGGUCUUUCAUGCUCAACGAAACGGAUGUACCGCCCAGAUUAUGA
This is a messenger RNA of Caenorhabditis auriculariae, 4494 nucleotides long. NCBI's taxonomy places the organism in Eukaryota, Metazoa, Nematoda, Chromadorea, Rhabditida, Rhabditidae. The record is from the annotation of a GenBank genome assembly.